GGAUCUGUCUGUAAUAGUUGCUGCUGUUGUCUUGCUUCACUCAUUAUCCCAGAGAAAGAGAUAACUCUCAAGGUUUAAGCUCAUACCAAACUGCAAGCAGAUCUGUGACAAUGCAAGGACCUCAACCUGCCACAGCACCUGGAAUGCCCUAUGGCUCCCCUCAGUCAGUCCCUGGGACUUACCAAGGUGCAGGAAACUAUGGAUUCCAGCCACAGCCCAUGGGGUUCCCAGGUGGAUUUGUCGCUCCACCUGUGCAGAACCAGCCCACCAUGGAUGGGACAAUCUGGAUGCCUAUCCCUCCUUCUGUUCCCAACUGCCCUCCUGGACUGGAGUACCUCACACAGAUUGACCAGAUAUUAAUUCAUCAGCAACUUGAGGUUCUUGAGAUUGUGACUGGCUUUGAAGAAAACAACAAAUACGAACUGAAGAACGUGCUGGGGCAAAGGGUGUACUUUGCAGCAGAGGACACUGACUGCUUGACCAGGAACUGCUGUGGGCCAACACGGCCCUUCACCAUAAAGAUCACUGAUAACCUGGGCCGUGAGGUGAUAACGCUGCACAGGCCUCUCCGCUGUGGCUCCUGCUGCUGCCCCUGCUGUUUGCAGGAGCUGGAAGUCCAGGCACCUCCAGGAACAACAGUUGGUUAUGUUGUCCAGAACUGGCAUGUCUGCCUGCCAAAGUUUACCAUUCAAGAUGAGAAAAGAAGGGAUAUUCUGAAAAUUACUGGCCCAUGUGUUUUGUGCCAGUGUUGUGAGGACAUUCAUUUUGAGGUGAAAUCGCUGGAUGAGACUUGUCCUGUUGGGAAGAUUUCUAAGCAGUGGACUGGUCUUGCACGGGAAUUGUUUACGGAUUCAGAUAACUUUGGAAUCUCAUUCCCAAUGGACCUCGAUGUGAAAAUGAAAGCUGUCAUGAUUGGUGCUUGCUUCCUUAUCGAUUUCAUGUUUUUUGAGCAUAGUAAAUAAGCAUCAACGAGCAGGAGUUUAGUAAUGAAGUCUAGAUAUUCUCUAUGGAAGAAAGAAGAACAUGAAUCUCCCAACUUUCCAAUGAAUUGCAGACCUCCAGUAAGAAUAUGAGAAAUGUAAAUGUUAUAGUUACGUUUCUGUAAGCUAAAAGCUUUAUGAUCUUUUCUAUUAUUUGUUUAAUCUGGUGAAAUAAUCUGUAGUAUUCAAAUAAGUACUUUUUAUCUGUACAGAUCAAUAAUAUAAACUAGAGAAAUUUAUAGCAGCCUUUUUUUCCCCCCCAAGAACUCUGUAAUUUUAAAGUAACUAGUAUAGUAGUUAUAAACAAAUACUAUACUAACACUUUUAUUCCUAAAAAAGAGGACUACUUCUAUAUUCAAUAUUAAUAAUAACCUAAGCCAAAUAAGGAGACACUGAUGUUUUACUGGGUAUUCUUCUUUGGUAGUUUUGCCUUGUUGUUCACAUUCUGUUGUUUCCAUCUUCCCACCUGCCUUGAUUUGGCUGGGGAGGGCAAGGUCCUGGCAGGGGACACAACCAGGCCAGCUGACCCAAAGGGGCAUUCCAUACCAUGUGACAUCAGCUUGGAUAUCAAAGAUGAGAAAAGGAGGAGGAAGGUGUUGCAUUCAUUUUUAUAGUGUUUACUGUCCCAAAGAAUCACUUCCAUGCUGAAGCCCUGCUUUCCAGGAAGUGGCUGGGCAUUGCCUGCUGGUGGGAAGUACAGAAUAAAAUUUCUCUUUUUUUUACUUUGUGCACACACAAACUUUUGCUUUUUGUUUUAGUAAACUGCUUUAUCUUAACCUA
Molecule: messenger RNA, 1760 nt
Organism: Lonchura striata (white-rumped munia)
Lineage: Eukaryota; Metazoa; Chordata; Aves; Passeriformes; Estrildidae
Source: RefSeq, a predicted model, not a curated record